This is a messenger RNA of Mytilinidion resinicola, 1826 nucleotides long. RefSeq names its product PTR2-domain-containing protein. Gene Ontology annotation, molecular function: dipeptide transmembrane transporter activity; tripeptide transmembrane transporter activity. The coding region runs from base 1 to 1632 and encodes 543 amino acids. Gene Ontology annotation, biological process: oligopeptide transport; transmembrane transport. Gene Ontology annotation, cellular component: plasma membrane; fungal-type vacuole. The transcript is spliced from 3 exons. NCBI's taxonomy places the organism in Eukaryota, Fungi, Ascomycota, Dothideomycetes, Mytilinidiales, Mytilinidiaceae. The record is from RefSeq and is a predicted model, not a curated record.
AUGUCUGUAGAUGGAGAUGAAGGGGCGCAGACCGUCGAUGGUGACGAGCCUACCCUCUACGAGAAGCGCACCUUGCGCCGCGUUGGAGAGAAACUGCCUAAAGCUGCCUACAUUGUCGCGGUUGUAGAGCUGUGCGAGCGCUUCUCCUACUAUGGUGCCCAAGGUCUUUUCCAGAAUUAUAUAACGAAGAAGAGUGGACUAGGAAAGGGGCGCACGACUGCUACUGCUCUGACCAUCUUCUUCACUUUCUUCUCGUACUUAACUCCGAUCCUUGGUGCCAUCUUAGCAGACCAGUACUUUGGUAGAUACAAGACGAUUCUUGGAUUUGCUGUUGUGUAUACGAUCGGCUUGCUGAUACUCUGGGUCACUGCACUCCCUGUGGCUCUUGAACACGGGGCUGGCUUCGGAGGAUUCAUCGCCGCCAUCAUCACCAUCGCACUUGGAACGGGAGGGAUCAAAUCUAACGUCGCGCCGUUGAUCGCCGACCAGUACCACCGAAAGACGAUGGCAAUCAAAACUCUUGCGAAGACCGGCGAGCGGGUGAUUAUCGACCCAGCUAUCACAUACCAUCGAAUCUAUCUCGUGUACUACGGAUGCAUCGAACUUGGAUCCCUGUCUAUCAUUGGAACCCCUUUCAUGGAGAAGGACUACGGGCAUUGGGCGCCGUUCCUUCUGACCUUUUGCAUGUUUGUUGUGGGUAUCACCAUCCUCAUCCUGGGCCGCCGAUACUACACCGUCCGCCCCCCACAAGGGUCUAUUAUACAAACCGCUUUCAAAGCAGUCGGCCUCAUGAUCCUCGGCCGCUCUCUCGACGCCCCCAAACCCUCCGUCCGUGCCAUUAAAGGGAAAACAACUCGAGUGCCCUGGGACGACCACUUUGUCGAGGAGCUCAAACGCACCCUUAACGCGUGCAAAGUCUUCGCCUUCUUCCCCAUCAUCUGGGUCUGCUUCACCCAAAUGUCGUCCAAUCUCGUUGCACAAGCCGGACAAAUGGACGGACAUGGACUGCCGAACGACUUCAUGCAGAGUCUGGAGCGCAUCGUGAUUCUUCUUUUCUUGCCGCUGCUUGAUCAAGUCAUCAUGCCCCUUCUGCGGAAGAGGAGGAUCCUGUUUCGGCCAAUUGCGCGGAUCACGACCGGAUUCUACUGCAUUGGUCUUGGAGUCGCGUACGCAGCUAUCGUACAGCAUCUCAUCUACAACGCGGGCCCUUGCUGGAAGCACCCACUGGCUUGCAAAGCCGCAAAAGCAGGAGGCCACAGCGCUGACCCGUUGCCGAAUCAUGUCCACAUGGCCAUCCAGACGCCGCUCUACGUAUUCUUUGGCUUUGCGUCUAUCUUCCUCAACGUUACUGGCCCUGAGUAUGCGUACACCAAGUCGCCGCCGUCGCUCAAGAGCUUCAUUCAGAGCCUGUAUCUCCUGACCGUUGCGUUCGGAGCGGCGCUUGCCGAGGCAUUGGUGUCUGUUAGUAGUGAUCCGAAGAUUAUUUGGAUGUAUGUGGGAAUUGCGGUUUCUGUCUUUGUUAUCGGGACGGUGAUGUAUCUCUAUUUGGGGUAUUUGGAUAGAGAGGAGGAUAAGUGGAAUGACUUGGAUAGGCAGGAGGCGGUGAUUACACGGGAGAAGAAGAGCGGUUGAUAACGUGGGUGCUCAUGGAACGGAGGAGGCACCGCCGUAACAUUUGGGUAGGAAAACUCCUCCUUAUUGAGGAGCUAUGUCUUCGCCUUUCUCUAUGGCUUUAACUAUUUUCAGCCUCCCUUGGAUGUGGCUUCCAUCCUCUCUCUACGCACAUAUACAAGAUUUCAUUACCAAGGAAAGCAGAAAUGACCGUC